AUGGCAAAGGAGGAGCAAUCCUCUCUGAUUACGUCACUUCCGCAAGACGUCAUCGUUGACAUAUUAGCGCGUGUAUCAAGAUUCGACUACCCAGCACUCUCCCUAGUUUGCAAGCACUUCCGGUCAAUAGUAACGUCGCCUGAGAUAUUCACAAGAAGAUCCUUGCUGGGAUGCACGGAGCACUGCCUCUAUGUUGUCCUCGUUAAUGAAAACGAACCUGUUUUGAGUAAGCGUUUAUGUAUUCUCUGCUUGAAAGACAACGGCGUACGCAGCUUGGUUCGUAUCCGGUCGCUUCCUGAUAUGCCUACAUAUAUAAGCUAUAUAUCAAUGGAAUAUGUAGCAAUGGGAUCGAGGAUAUAUGUGUUUGGUUGGGGUGGAAAACACCAUAUGAUUACGUUAAGCAUUGAUUGUGUAACCCACAUCGUUCAACACCUCCCUAGUGUGCAUGUACUAAUGUCUCCAAGAAUGGCUGACAUCAUCGACGGGAGAAUCUACGUAAUUGGAUAUGAUAAUGACUGGAAGAUGGUGAUGGUGGUGUUCAAUACAGAAACGCAAAUGUGGGAGCCUGAGACGAUAUCAAUAAACAAGGAGAUAAAUAUGUGCACUAAUGGUUGUGUGGCGAUGGCUGAUAAGCUGUACACGAGGAAUCAUGUCAACAGCUUUGUUUACGAUCCAAAAAAGAGUAAAUGGCAAAAGGACAAGGUGCUGAAUCGUCACACGUGGACAAAUGCAUGUGUUGUUGAUGAUGUUUUGUACUACUUCGACGACAAGUUCAACGCCGUCACGUUCCACGCCGUCACAUGUUGUGGAUCGUUAAGAGCAUAUCAUGGAAAGAAGAGGCGUUGGCAAGUGGUGAAAGGUUUGGAAGCAAUUUUGCCUAAGACGAGAAGUUCAGCGCCGGCGCAUGUUGUGAAUCACGGCGGGAAACUCGCUUUGUUUUUCCACAAACGAAAUGAAAUUUGGUGUGCGGAGAUAUCACUGGAGACACGCCAAGGAGGGAAGAUUUGGGGUAAAACUGAGUGGUACGAGCGCCUCUUGACUGGGAAAUUUCUCUUUAUGAAAGCUCUAAGUGUUGUUGUUUAA
Molecule: messenger RNA, 1083 nt
Organism: Raphanus sativus (radish)
Lineage: Eukaryota; Viridiplantae; Streptophyta; Magnoliopsida; Brassicales; Brassicaceae
Product: F-box/kelch-repeat protein At4g38940-like
Exons: 1
Coding region: 1-1083 (360 amino acids)
Molecular function (GO): protein binding
Source: RefSeq, a predicted model, not a curated record